Molecule: messenger RNA, 1710 nt
Organism: Zygosaccharomyces rouxii
Lineage: Eukaryota; Fungi; Ascomycota; Saccharomycetes; Saccharomycetales; Saccharomycetaceae
Gene: BDP1
Product: transcription factor TFIIIB subunit BDP1
Exons: 1
Coding region: 1-1710 (569 amino acids)
Biological process (GO): RNA polymerase III preinitiation complex assembly; transcription by RNA polymerase III
Cellular component (GO): transcription factor TFIIIB complex
Molecular function (GO): TFIIIC-class transcription factor complex binding; RNA polymerase III general transcription initiation factor activity
Source: RefSeq, a predicted model, not a curated record
AUGAGUAGUGUGGUUAAUAAAAGUGGUACACGUUUUGCUCCCAAACUUAAACCACGUUCUGUUCCUGCGGUUGCAAAUAAAGCUAAACCUGCACCACCAAUUCCAAAUCCUCCAAAACCUACGAAUAGCGACGACACUGCAGUUGCCGAUGAAAAUGAUGAGGACGACGAUGGUGAUGAGGAUGAGAGUGGAGAAGAUGAUGAAUUUGAUGAGUCUCGUGAAAACUCUCCAGAUAAAGGUGCUUUACCGGAUAAUGAAUCUACGCAGGUUUCCACAUCAUCUGCAAGUAAAUCCUCAGCACCGUUGCAAACCUCUACACAAUUAUCUAUACCAUCUUCUGCGUCUCAAAGGCGCCGUUCUAGCCGACUAGAUUCACUGAGUAACGCUUCAAACGGUAGACCUCUUUUUAAGCCAAACUUUGAAGAUUCUUCUGAUGAAGGCAGACUAUCAACUAUAUCUAAAAAUGCUCCCAAAAAAGUCAGAGCUACCACCAUACCGGAGAAGGAUGCCGCUUUACAGGCCUUGAAAAGACGCAGGAUGUCGGUUCGCUCUGUAGCCACCAAGAAACCAGGAUCUGCCAAAAGGAUUGGUAUAGUCUCUAAGAUAGACACUCCUGAUUCUGACGUGCAUACCGCAACUGCAAUUUCAGAUCCUGGACAAAAGAAAGAAUCGUCUGUUGAGCUGUUCCAGAGGACAGAUAGUCUCUAUGAGAAAUACACUAUAAGAAGCCUAAAGGAAAUCCCCAAAGAUAUUCAAGAUACUGAUUCAGAACGAUAUAUGAUAGACGAACAAGAAUUUACCAUGGCGGAAUUAUGCAAACCUAAAUUACCAAUUGGUACACCAUCUGAAAACUUUGAAAGGGCCAAACUAGCAGGAAUGAUAAAAUUUGAGAAAAGAAAGUCACGUAGAGAAUUGAGAAAAAGAGCAAGGGAAGAGUUCAAAUCUUUAAAAUCUUUGAAUAGAGAGGUAGAGGAAAAGGAGCUGGAAGACCGUAAAGAAGCUCGUGAAAAAUUGUUACAUACCGAAGUACCUGAAUUCUCGCAGUCACAAAGUGCCCUUCAAUUGAAAAUGGGUCAGGAUGGUAAGAUGAUCCUUGAUGAAGACUCUACAGUUGUGGAUAGACAUAGAAAUGCGACUUUUGAGAAUCGCCAAAAGGAAAGAGUUGACGAAAAUCCAUUCGAAAAUCUUUACAAUUCAAGCACUUAUGGUAGAAACGUUUACACUGAUCCGUGGACAACAGAAGAAUUGAUUAAACUCUAUAAAUCGCUUUCCAUGUGGGGGACAGAUUUCAAUCUGAUAGCGCAGCUGUUCCCUUACAGGACCAGGAAGCAAAUUAAGGCAAAAUUUAUCAAUGAAGAAAGGAAGCAUCCUGUGAUUGUUGAAUUAGCACUGCGAUCGAGGCUACCUGCAGAUUUUGACCAGUACUGUCUCGAUACAAAGAAGGAAAUUGGUACUGUUGUUGAAUUUAACGAGAAGCUGGAACAGAUCAAAAUAAGACAUGAAGAGGAAAUGAAAGAAAUCGAAGCCGCCAAGGCAAAUGCCAAAGAAGAAGACUCUAAGAAUGUUAAAACUGUAGGAGUUGUUGGUAAGAAGAGUUCAGGUGGGUUCAGAACUGAGGAAUUAAAGGCAUAUAGAAAGACAGAAGUCGUUCUCGGUACAAUUGACGACGUGAGGAGGAAGAAAGAAGAGGAAGUAGCUGAAGAAGCAUAA